Molecule: messenger RNA, 711 nt
Organism: Hypanus sabinus (Atlantic stingray)
Lineage: Eukaryota; Metazoa; Chordata; Chondrichthyes; Myliobatiformes; Dasyatidae
Product: granzyme K-like
Exons: 5
Coding region: 1-660 (219 amino acids)
Biological process (GO): proteolysis
Molecular function (GO): serine-type endopeptidase activity
Source: RefSeq, a predicted model, not a curated record
AUGAUGUACAAUCUGCUUGUUUUGUCCAUUGUCAUCUUCCUAGCUCCGGCGUAUCCCGGAGCUGAAAUUAUUGGAGAUCAUGAAGUCAAACCGCAUUCAAGACCUUAUAUGGCAUCUCUCCAGCUACGUUUCAGGAACCGUUCGGUUGUCCACUAUUGCGGAGGAGCUUUGAUCAGACCAAACUGGGUACUAACUGCAGCACACUAUAUUUGCAUGAAAGAUGAUAUCAUGCUGCUGCAACUCGAGACUGAUGCAAAAAUCAACCAGGAUGUGAAUGUGCUCAACCUUCCCAAAGGAGGAAUCACCGACAUGAAAUCUGGAACAAGGUGCACCGUGGCAGGAUGGGGAAAAACAAAAAUAAACAAUUACCCUGACACACUUCAAGAGGUGGAGGUCGAGGUAAUUGAUCACCGAACAUGCAACAGCAUGGAUUAUUACAAUCAUACACCUGAAAUAACCCAGGACAUGAUCUGUGUUGGUGACAGCAAGGGCAGAGGAGAUUCGUGUCAGGGUGAUUCAGGUGGCCCUUUGAUAUGUGACAAAAUUUAUACUGGGAUUGUGUCCUUUGGUAAAGAAGGAUGUCCAUAUCCCCAAAUCCCUGCGGUGUACACUUUACUAACAAAGAAAUACAUUGAUUGGAUUCGGGAUACAAUUGGUUGACCGCUGAAGAAUGCUGAAGAGCUGUACUGAGUUAUCACAAUCCUGCUUCAC